GGGUCAAGGAGAUCAAUGGGUGGAGCCCACAGCUUCCCCAGUCGUCCUUCCUGCUCUCUCUGUCUCAGGGGCCCGGGAGUCACAGCCAGCCCUGCCUGGGGCAAGAGCAAGGGGUGGUCCCAGGCCUCUCAGAGGAGGUGCCUUUGUUUCCCACUGCAGGUCCAGAGCCUCAGGCCGGAGAGCCUCCUGCUCGUGUCCACCCUGGACGGAAGUCUCCACGCCCUAAGCAAGCAGACUGGGGACUUGAAGUGGACACUGAGGGAUGAUCCCAUCAUCCAAGGACCAAUGUACGUCACAGAAACAGCCUUUCUCUCGGACCCCUCUGAUGGCAGCCUGUACACCUUGGGGACCCAGAAACAACAGGGACUGAUGAAACUGCCGUUCACCAUCCCCGAGCUAGUCCACGCCUCCCCAUGCCGCAGCUCCGAUGGCGUCUUCUAUACGGGCCGAAAGCAGGAUGCCUGGUUUGUGGUGGACCCGGAGUCAGGGGAGACACAGAUGACACUGACCACAGAAGGCACCUCUACGCCCCGCCUCUACAUCGGCCGCACACAGUACACGGUCACCAUGCAGGACCCCCAGGCCCCCGGCCAGCGCUGGAACACCACCUACCGCCGCUACUCAGCGCCCCCCAUGGACGGCUCCCCUGGGAAAUACAUGAGCCACCUGGCAUCCUGUGGGAUGGGCCUGCUGCUAACUGUGGACCCAGGAAGCGGGGCAGUGCUGUGGACACAAGACUUGGGCGUGCCUGUGAUGGGCAUUUACACCUGGCACCAGGACAGCCUGCACCAGCUACCCCAUCUCACCCUGGCGCGGGACACCCUGCACUUCCUAGCCCUCCGCUGGGGCCACAUCCGACUGCCUGCCUCCCGCCCCCAGAACAUAGCCACCCCCUUCUCGGUCUCGGACAUCCAGCUUCUGAUGACGCUGUAUAUAGGGAAGGAUGACGCUGGCUUCUAUGUUUCCAAAGCGCUGGUUCACACAGGGGUGGCCUUGGUGCCUCGUGGACUGACCCUGGCCUCCAUGGAUGGCCCCACCACAGAUGAGGUGACACUUCAAGUCUCAGGAGAGCGAGAGGGCUCACCCAGCACAGCUGUCAGAUACCCCUCAGGCAGUGUGGCCCUCCCUAGCCAGUGGCUGCUCAUUGGACACCAUGAGCCACCCCCAGUCCUGCACACCACGAUGCUGAGAGUCCAUCCCACCCCAGGGAGUAGAACUGCUGAAACUAGACCCUCCAAGAGCAUGCAGGCCCCAGCCCUCUUAUUGGAGCUCCUGAGCCUCAGUCGGGAGGAACUGUGGGACCGGGAGCUGCACCCUGAGGAGAACGCCGCAGGCUUGUAUCUAGGACUGGGACCCCGAGACCUGCUGCUGGCCAGCCUCACUGCAGUCCUCCUGGGAGGGUGGCUUCUCUUCUUACUGAGGCAGCAGCAGCAGCUGGCGGAGAAGCAGCAGCAGGCCCUCCUGGCACCUGCGGGCCCCCCUCCCACCUCACCGGGUGCUCUGCCCCAGCUCCCAGGGACCACCCCACAGGACCUGCAAAGCCCCUCUGAGCAAACCGAGCCACUUGAAGACCCUGAAGCUGAGCAGCUCACUGUGGUGGGGAAGAUCUCCUUUAACCCCAAGGAUGUGCUGGGCCGCGGGGCAGGCGGGACUUUCGUUUUCCGGGGACAGUUUGAGGGGCGGGCAGUGGCUGUCAAGCGACUCCUUCGUGAAUGCUUUGGCCUGGUGCAGCGGGAGGUCCAGCUCCUGCAAGAGUCAGACCGGCACCCCAACGUGCUCCGCUACUUCUGUACAGAGCGGGGACCCCAGUUCUACUACAUCGCCCUGGAGCUCUGCCCUGCCUCCUUGCAGGAGUACGUGGAAAACCCAGAGCUGGACUGCUGGGGCCUGGAGCCGGGGACAGCGCUGCAGCACCUCAUGUCUGGCCUGGCCCACCUGCAUUCUCUACACAUAGUGCACCGGGACCUGAAGCCAACCAACGUGCUCAUCACGGGGCCCGAGGGCCAGGGCCGAGGCAGGGUGGUCCUCUCCGACUUCGGCCUGUGCAAGAAGCUGGCAGCCGGCCGCCGUAGCUUCAGCCUGCGCUCAGGCGUCCCCGGCACAGAGGGCUGGAUGGCACCUGAGCUCCUGCAGCUCCCGCCCCCCGACAGCCCGACCAGCGCGGUGGACAUCUUCUCUGCAGGCUGCGUGUUCUACUACGUGCUUUCCAGCGGCAGCCACCCCUUCGGAGAGAGUCUUUAUCGCCAGGCAAACAUCCUUGCAGGCGCUCCCUGUCUGGCUCACCUGGAGGAAGAGGCCCAUGACAAGGUGGCUGCCCGAAGCCUGGUGGCGGCCAUGCUGAGCCCUCGGCCGCAGGCGCGCCCCUCUGCUCAGCAGGUGCUGGCCCACCCCUUCUUCUGGAGCAGAGCCAAGCAGCUCCAGUUCUUCCAGGACGUCAGUGACUGGCUGGAGAAAGAGUCCGAACAGGGGCCCCUGGUGAUGGCGCUGGAGGCAGGAGGCUCCGCCGUGGUCCGGGGCAACUGGCACAAGCACAUCACAGUGCCGCUGCAGACAGAUCUGCGAAGGUUCCGGUCCUAUAAGGGGACCUCGGUGCGAGACCUGCUCCGCGCCAUGAGGAACAAGAAGCACCACUACAGGGAGCUCCCGGGUGAGGUCCGGCAGGCGCUGGGCCAGGUCCCCGACAGCUUUGUCCAGUACUUCACAGACCGCUUCCCGCGGCUGCUGCUCCACACGCACCAGGCCAUGAGGAGCUGCGCCCCCGAGAGCCUCUUCCUGCCCUACUACCCGCCGGCCCCAGGGGCCAGGGAGCCACGCGCAGGAGCUGCUGGGAGGGGAGGCCGGCCGGCUGAGGAGCCAGGCCUGGGCUGAGGCUGGCCUCACACGGGAAAAUUCCUGCAGCGGGCUGGAAGCCCGGGGGUAGAUGUUGGAGCAAAGAUAUGCCGCGCGCCCAGGUGCCAGACACCCCUCGGAAUACAAGAAGAAAAAGGUU
Messenger RNA from Myotis davidii, 2989 nucleotides. RefSeq names its product endoplasmic reticulum to nucleus signaling 2 (gene ERN2). Gene Ontology annotation, molecular function: protein serine/threonine kinase activity; ATP binding; RNA endonuclease activity. Gene Ontology annotation, biological process: protein phosphorylation; IRE1-mediated unfolded protein response; mRNA processing. Lineage: Eukaryota; Metazoa; Chordata; Mammalia; Chiroptera; Vespertilionidae. The record is from RefSeq and is a predicted model, not a curated record. The transcript is spliced from 21 exons. Gene Ontology annotation, cellular component: IRE1-TRAF2-ASK1 complex. Bases 16 to 2868 code for a protein of 950 amino acids.